Molecule: messenger RNA, 843 nt
Organism: Westerdykella ornata
Lineage: Eukaryota; Fungi; Ascomycota; Dothideomycetes; Pleosporales; Sporormiaceae
Exons: 1
Coding region: 1-843 (280 amino acids)
Source: RefSeq, a predicted model, not a curated record
AUGCCUACCUACCUCCGCACCACCUCCCCAUCCUCCCCGGGACCCCGCUCCUACUCCUUUCCUCCCUGCGACCCACCCAUCCCCAUCUCCCACCCUCCCUCCACCUCUUCCCGGAGUAGGACCCAAUUUCAGACCCCCUCCCCUUCCCAAGACCUACCAGACAUCGACGACGACCCCUUCGCCCACUUCAUCUCCCCCGUCUCCGACGACGACGACCCAUACGACGUCCUCUCCCUCAGCGCAGGCAUCAUCGUAUCCGACGCCACGUCCUCCGCGUCAGCAACCUCCACGUCCCCCAAGACGAGCAAAUUCAAGUCGUCGGUCGCGGAGAAGUGGGCCCGGUACGUGCGGCUGCAUCACGUGCAGCUCCAUCAGCGGUAUCAUGACGAUGACGAUGAUGAUGGUGAUGGGGUUGCAGGGAGAGAUGACGGAGACGAUAGGGAAGAGGAAGAAGAAGAUGAUGAGUCCUUUGUACAGCUCGACGAUGAUCGGCUGCUGGAUACGUUGCACACGGCGCCUCAGCUUCGCGGUCCACCGCCCAUUUUCAUCUCCCCUCCCGCCUCGCCCGAGCAGGAAGACGAGGAAGACGAAGAUGAAGAUGAAGAUGAAGACCUCGGACUCACGCUGGAGAUGGAGCCCACGCGCGGCCGCGCGCAGGAACUGCUCGCCAGCGGGAAGAAGGCGGCGGCGAAGGCGAGGGUGAGGCCGAGGGCGCGGGGCCGUCGCCGGUAUGGGAAUGCCGCGGCGCUGAUGGGCGCGACGAGGAGGAGGAGGUCGUGGAGGGAGCCGAGUCCGGACUUGUUUACCGUCGAGGAGAGCGCGAGUGAGGGGGAUGAGGCGUAG